Molecule: messenger RNA, 831 nt
Organism: Melanaphis sacchari
Lineage: Eukaryota; Metazoa; Arthropoda; Insecta; Hemiptera; Aphididae
Product: tachykinins-like
Exons: 3
Coding region: 118-675 (185 amino acids)
Source: RefSeq, a predicted model, not a curated record
GCUACAAAGUACCGGCUUUUGGACUGCUUGUGAUUUAAUAAUUAUUUAACUCUUUGCGGGAUAACAUAUACGCCUUACCAGACACUAGUGAACAAGGCGUGAAGCAGAGCCCGAUAAAUGCCACACAAAAUCAACGUGGGCCUCGUGGCACUGGCCGCUCUGGCGGCGGCCGUACUGGCCGACCCAUCGGUUGAUCGGCGCGCCAGCAUGGGGUUCAUGGGCAUGCGGGGUAAAAAGGAUCGCGACCAAGGUGGUGGCGGUAGUAGGUCUGACGAGACUUCCACCGCAGUCGAUCUGGACAAACGAGCCAUGGUGUUCCGACGCCCCAUGUUCGACGGUGGAAGCAGGCCCGGGAUGUACGGUUUGGCGGAGGGCUUCAAGCGGGCCAGUAUGGGUUUCAUGGGCAUGCGUGGCAAAAAGGAUUACUACAGCAACAACAAGGGUUCCGCGGCCGGGUUCUUCGGUAUGCGCGGCAAAAAGGUUCCGUCCGCAGACGCGUUCUACGGCGUCCGCGGCAAGAAGUGGCUGGACCACGAGGACGCCGUUGACGAGGACGGCCAAUUGUCCCCAAUAUACAUCAUGUACAGGAUCAUCGACGAACUGAAGUCUGAACUUUCGGACCGGGAGCGAAAUUUGAUGGCAGUUAAAUUCGACGAAGAAAGAGAAAUGCGUUGAAUUCGAUUUUAUUUUUUUUUAAUAACAAUACCGUAGCAUGAAAUUAAUAUCUACUAUAAAACAUGAGUUUUGCUAUUUAAAUUUGUUUAAGAUGACUAAUUUAGUAGUUAAUAUCUUUAACGUUAAAAAAAAAACAUUCUAUUAAUUGUAUAAAGG